Molecule: messenger RNA, 850 nt
Organism: Ananas comosus (pineapple)
Lineage: Eukaryota; Viridiplantae; Streptophyta; Magnoliopsida; Poales; Bromeliaceae
Product: CASP-like protein 4B1
Exons: 3
Coding region: 137-721 (194 amino acids)
Source: RefSeq, a predicted model, not a curated record
UUCCCCACGCAUCACUUAUUCUCCCCCGUCCCUAUUCCGACCCCUCUAAGCCCCCUCUCUCUCCCUUUCUCUCUCUCUCUCUCUCUCUCUAAACCCUACUCUCGUCUCCUUCCCCCUCCUCAAAUCAAACCCGCCCAUGGCGACGACGCCGUCUCUGCUCCCGCAGCCGGAAUCCGCGGCGCCGAAGGAGGGCGCCGCCGCCGCCGCCGCCGACGGCGGCGGAGGAGGGGUGGUGGCGGCGGUGCUGCGGCGGUGGAGGCGCGAGGAUCUCCUGGAGCGGGGCUCGCUCCUCCUCCGGGGCUCCGCGUGGGUGUUCUCGCUCAUCGCGCUCGUCGUCAUGGCCUCGAACAAGCACGGCGAUUGGAGGGACUUCCACCGCUACCAGGAGUACAGGUAUCUGGUGGUGAUCACGGCACUGGCGGUGCUGUACUUGACGGUGCAGGUGCUGAGGCAGGCCUACCAACUGAGCGGCAGAAUCGACCCGGUGCGAAAGCCGACUGCAGAGAUCAUCGAUUUCGCAGGAGAUCAGCUGAUGGCGUACCUGCUCAUCUCUGCACUAUCUGCUGCUAUUCCUCUCACGGAUCGCCUCCACAGAGUCAUACAUAACACAUUCGUCGAUUCAUGCGCCGCCUCGAUCAGCAUGGCCUUUUUCGCUUUCGUGGCCCUCGCUCUCUCAGCUCUCGUAUCUGGUUUUAGACUCUCCAAACAAUCGUACAUCUAACGUACCUACGUAGAGUAUACAUACCACUGUACGAUUCUCUCCAUCUCGCGAGUGUACUAUAAGGUGUGUGUAUUUGAUGCCUUUGUACAGUAGAGAAUAUUGGUGUCGAUAGUUUUACAUCUUUCAUUA